Messenger RNA from Guillardia theta CCMP2712, 1743 nucleotides. RefSeq lists its product as hypothetical. Bases 1 to 1743 code for a protein of 580 amino acids. Gene Ontology annotation, cellular component: nucleus. The record is from RefSeq and is a predicted model, not a curated record. Gene Ontology annotation, biological process: regulation of RNA splicing. Gene Ontology annotation, molecular function: mRNA binding. NCBI's taxonomy places the organism in Eukaryota, Cryptophyceae, Pyrenomonadales, Geminigeraceae. The transcript has 12 exons.
AUGUCCGAGUACACAACAGAACCAUCUAAAGUCCUUCACAUUCGUAACCUCCCAGAGGAAUGCAAUGAAGGAGACUUGAAAACCCUCGCCAGCCGCUUCGGCGAGGUUCGUCGGGUCUUCCACUUGUCCCGCAAGCACCAGGCCUUCGUUGAGUUCGUGAGUCUUGAAGACAGUGCGAGGAUGUUGGCAGAGUGCGAGAGCGUGCCGAUACGUGUUGGAACGCGCGUCAUCGUUGCACAGUACUCCAACAAGACUGAGCUAUCCCCGCCCACGCGGGAGUAUGAGGGUGAAGGCUUCGUGCGCGAGCGAAGUUGGAACGCAGUCCCUCCCAACAGCGAUGCAAGGAUCCUUCUUGUGACUGUGACGAACGUGGUGUACAAGGUGGACGUGGAUGUGAUGUAUCAGGUGUUCUCGAUGAUGGGAACGAUUGAGAAGAUUGUCAUCUUCAACAAGCAGGGCAAGACACAAGCUCUUGUACAGUUCGAGCGCCCUGCGGAUGCCCAGGCUGCCCUGGAUCGUUUCAACGGUCUCAACAUCUACAAUGGUUGCAACAAUCUGCAGAUUGGGUUCUCAAACCUCCUCGACAUCACCGUCAAGUACAACAACGAGCGAUCCUACGAUUUUACCAACCCUAACCUUCCAGCUGGAAACCCCAACGAAUCUCCAGCCGAUCGAUACGACAUGAGGCCAAUCGACGGACGCCCUCCAGCAUCUCAGAGCAACUGGAGUGCUGCUGCAAUUGAUGUUUCCCGAGGGAUCGACAGGAUGCGCCUUGGUGGUGAGCCAUUCCUGGACAUGCGAAUGGACCCAGGAGGGAGGAUGGAUCCUGGUAUGUUGGCCGACCCCAGGCUCGACCCAGCCUUUGGUAUGGACCCGCAGCGGGGCAUCGAUCCGCUGCGUAUCCCGGACACUCGUUCAUUUGGUCCCCUGGGCGCUGAUGUCCGGAGGAACCCUCUGUCCCCUGGCUGGGGUGGCGACAGCCCCAAUGGUGCUGGGUUUGGUACCAGGGGACUUGCGCCCGACACGAGGAUCCCAAUGCCGGCUAGAGGGGCUCCGGGGUUGGAUCCAAGGUCCAUGUAUCCCUAUGAUAUGGGACGUGAUCCCAUGAUGGGCAUGUACAAGAGUCCUGUGAUCCUUGUGAACAACCUUGAUCCUGAUAGAGUGACUAUCGACGCUCUCUUCAACUUGUUCAGCACCUGUGGAAUCAUCCAGAAAAUCAAGAUUUUGUACAACAAGCGUGACUCGGCACUGAUUCAAUUCGAGUCGCCUGAUCAUGCGGAGAACGCUCGUAUUACCCUGAACUCGUGCCCUCUCUGGGGACGCAACCUCGUCAUCUCGACCUCGAAGCACGACACGGUCCAGGCUAAUCGAUCUGACAUCGAAGAGGAGGGCGCGAAGCUCUUUGGAGACUACUCUACCUCGAACAUCCAGAGGUACCGUGGAGCGAAUGCAAGGAGCAUCCCUUCGAUCGAACCGAGCAAGCUGCUGCAUAUUUCCAACAUCCCUUUGCACGUCACUGAGGACGACCUCAAGGGCUUGUUUGCUGACUACGGGCCUGUCGCAAAGCUGAAAUUCAUCAGCGGUCGCUCAGAAACGCAGACUGUGGACCGCAAGAUGGCCCUGGUUGAGCUCCCUUCCAUCCAGGAUGCAGCGGAGGCACUCUGCUACACGCACGGGACGGUUUUGGACGGGAUGCGACUCAGGAUCUCGUUCAGUACCUCCAACUUGGACUCUCUCCGAUGA